UUUUGGCAGAUAACAUUAUUUUGAAUCCGUGUUGUAUUAAAAUAUUUUUCGUAUGCGGAAAGUUUUCAAAUUUGAAUGUAAAUAUUUUAAGAAUUAAUUUUUUGAUAUGGGAGUAAGUCAUUCAGGCCAUCCGCGCUCAGUAAACAUGGAUAAUCAGAUGCCAAUCGGUGUUGUAGAAGUUUCUGAAGAUGUUGUAAAGCGUCUUAAAAUUGGUUUGACAAAAGAAUCAAAAAAGUCAGCAUCUGCAUCAUCUGAGCAAUCUAAUGUUAUCCAAAAUCCGACACCUAUUCCAUCACAACCAUUACCUCAAACAACACCAUCACAAUCGCCACCGGUUGUGUACAUCGAUCCUUCUAUGUCAGUGAUUGAAGCUCGCCGACAAAAAGUUCAAGAGCUUCAACAAAUUGAUGCUUAUUGGAAAAAGCGGAUGGGCCAAUUAGAGCAAAAUUUGAAUAAAACAAAUAAAAUAAUGGAAGAUGAAUACAGUGCUACAAUCGAAGAUGUAAAAAAAAGAUUUGCCACUUCUCAAUUAUAUCCCAGUCAACAACUAUCUUUAUUACAAGAUUUAAAAAUUCAAUUAAUUGCGUGUUUCCGUGCUAAUCGCCAUGAACCAUUAAAAUGCUCUGAAGAAGUAAAAGCUUUUACUGAUUGUGUUAGUAAAUGUCGAGUUAAAAAAUUAGAUGAAGGAAUUGAAGAAACCCAAAAGGGUUCAAAAUCAACUGUAGAGAAACCAAAAAUUAGUCCAAGUAAAGCAGCAUAAUGCAGUUAAAUUUAUAAAAAAAUUACAGUAUAAAAAGUAUAAAAAAAGAAAAAAAAAAUAUAAAAUGAAAAUAUAUUCCUAUUUUGUUCUGCCGGUUAACUUUUGAAGGGGUUAGAAGAAGAAGGAGUUAAGUAACAUUUUCAAUAUUUCGAGAAAAACGCAUUUUUAUAUUCUGAUUUUAAUAACGUUGCAACUUUUUACCUAUUUGAAACAUAGAAUUUUUAUUUUUUAGAUCUUAUAUUGUUCUUAAAGUACUUUCAAAUAGGGUAAUUUCAAAUUUUUGUGAAUUUUUGUGAAAAGGCAAAAGUGGAAUUUAGAAAUUUUACACAAAUAAAAUUUACAAAAAACAAACUGUUGAAGAAUUAAAAAGCGUUAAUUGAAUUUUUGUUUUAUUUUUAACUUAUUUAUUUAUUAUUUUUUUAUUUAUUAUUUUUCCAAAUAUUAAAAAAAUAAAAAACAAAAUUUAAUUUAGAAAAUAACAACAAAAAAAGUUCGUCAUAUUUGUUCAUAAUAAACCUUACAAACUUAAUAAAAUAUGUAAUUUUCUUUUAAAUUAAUUGAAAAAGAAAAAAGUAAUAUUGGUUUCACAAUAUAUUAUUUAUUAUAUAUUUUAAUACCAUAUUAUACUAGGUAUUAAAAUAUUAAAUAUGUAUAAUAUCAAUACAUAAUAUUUGUUAAAUUACUAAAUAAAGCACUUUUUCAAUUCAGAUAUAAUAAUAUCUACCUGUGCAUGUGGGUACUAAAAUUAAUAAACAAAAACAAAAAUGUGAAAUAAUUUUCUGUUAAUUCGUUAAUUUCAUCAAAUAUCUCACUAGUAUUUAUAGUUCAGGUUUCCUUCCGAUUAUAUUUUGAUAGAACUAUUUAUGUUCAUUUGAAAUGAAAAUGAACUGUACUUUUAAAUUUUUAAUAUUUUCUUCACUAAUACUCGUAGAUUAGUGAAGUGUACAUACUAAAUUGAGCUUCUUCAGUAUGAACGUUGUCCAUAGAUUUCUUCUUUUCUUUUUCUUGUUCCAAAACCGGUUUUACCAUUUGCUUUCCUCUUGAUUCUAUUGUUCCCAUAUUAUAAGAAAUUUGACUUACAGUUUCUUAAUUAAACAAUAAUAGUAAAAUAUUAACAAUAAUAGCAAAAUUUUAGCCCUCAUAACACUUAACAAACACUAGUAACACUUUAAUCUUCUAAAAUAUGAUAACCAGUUUUGCUAAUAUUUUGUUUUUUUUUUAUUGAAUUGUUUGUGGAUGAAAAUGUCAAAUGCGUACUUAACCCCUUUAUGAAAUAAACUUUUUUCUCAUUUUAUCUGAAAACAUUUAUAUUGUACGUGUAUGUUAAGUGAUCCCUAACGCCUUCAUUUAAUAAACAAAAGAUUAAAAUGUGUACUUAACUCUUUUUUUUAUUGUCUAAAUACCGUAAAACUUGAUACAUAUUUCGAAAAACGGGUUUUUGUAAAAGAUGUGUAAUGUUUUGAAAAGACUAAAGCUGCCAAAAAACGAUUUUUGAAAAAAAUUUCACUGAACUCCUUAUUCUUCUAACCCCUUCAUUUAUUUAUUUCUUUUAUUUUGUAUUAAAUGAAUGUAAAAACUAUGUUAACUUUAGAAAUUGAAAAACAUUAAUAAAACAAAAAUUAUUUAAAUUCUAA
Condylostylus longicornis is the source of this 2394-nucleotide messenger RNA. RefSeq lists its product as uncharacterized. The record is from RefSeq and is a predicted model, not a curated record. Gene Ontology annotation, biological process: inner mitochondrial membrane organization. Bases 107 to 760 code for a protein of 217 amino acids. Gene Ontology annotation, cellular component: MICOS complex. NCBI's taxonomy places the organism in Eukaryota, Metazoa, Arthropoda, Insecta, Diptera, Dolichopodidae. The transcript has 2 exons.